UCAACCUUGGAAGUGUUUUGGCAGGCAGUCUGUGAAAAAGUUACAAUCGAUUCAACGAAAAUGGUCAGAAAACUACUGAGGAUCCAACAUUUAUUUGCUCAACUAACUGGCAGGUUAAGAAGUGAAGAGGAUGAGUUUGAAAUUUUGUCAUCACUUCACCCAAGUCCCGCAGUUUGUGGAUUUCCAACAGAAGAGGCACAACUUUUAAUUGCAGAAACAGAAGUGUUUGAUCGAGGAAUGUAUGCUGGACCUGUUGGUUGGUUUGGAGGAGGAGAGAGUGACUUUGCCGUUGGCAUCAGAUCAGCAUUGGUGGAACAGGAACUAGGUGCUUUGAUAUAUGCAGGGACAGGAAUAGAUGAAGGAAGCAAUCCAUACUUGGAGUGGGAUGAGCUAGAACUCAAGACAUCUAAGGAGUGUUUGUCUGUCAAUGCAUACAUUCACCGCAAACGAUUGCUAGCAAUUCACCAAGUUGCUUAAACUGGACUUGCCGAUCUCAAACAAAAAGUAGACUGUAAAUGAGCUCCAUCAACCGAUAAGAUUGGAGGUGUUAAUUAUUAUUUAUGCAGAUAAACUUCUUCGAUAGCCUUUUGUUAUGUUUCAUUUACGUGAUUAUUUUAGAUAUCGCCGUUUCCUUGUGCUUAUGUGACGUUCGAUUACAACAACAAUCAAGUCUUAUCCCAAAGGGUUACAGAGCAUGGCAUAUUACCUAAACAAAAAUUGGUAGUUAUGGAGAGGGAGCUUUGGACUAAAAAAAUAAAAAGAGAACAUUGUU
Molecule: messenger RNA, 772 nt
Organism: Medicago truncatula (barrel medic)
Lineage: Eukaryota; Viridiplantae; Streptophyta; Magnoliopsida; Fabales; Fabaceae
Product: isochorismate synthase, chloroplastic
Exons: 5
Coding region: 61-477 (138 amino acids)
Biological process (GO): phylloquinone biosynthetic process
Cellular component (GO): plastid
Molecular function (GO): isochorismate synthase activity
Source: RefSeq, a predicted model, not a curated record